AUGGGCUGGAUAGGUUGGACAAUCACUGGAGCUGGUGGAUGUGGUUGCAUAGUUCAUUCAAUUUUUGCAGAGCAGAGGUCAUUUGUCCAUAGAGCAAGUUAUGAAGGGGUGGUAAUGCUAUGGCACCCGUGGCUACUAGUUGAGGACUGUGACCUGGUGAUGGUGGUUAUAGGGUAUAGUCAUGGUAUCAGUCACUGCAGUCAUGAUAGUAUGGUCGCUAGGGUGUUGCAUCUUUUCUACAGAUUGGUUGUCCAGCCAAGUGCAUCUAGGGCUCACAUGUUUGCGGAAGAAUUCCUAGCAUGUGGUGGCGCAGAAACUUUUCUUGUUCUGCUCCAGAGGGAAGCUAAAGCUGGAGAUAGUAAUGUCCUGGAUUCAUGGUCAACAAAUCCUGAACUUCAAAAAACUGAGAUUGAUGGUGGUAAUGAAAUGACAAAAGGAAGUGAAGAGGAUGAAGGAUCACGGGAGAAAUAA
Molecule: messenger RNA, 471 nt
Organism: Sphenostylis stenocarpa
Lineage: Eukaryota; Viridiplantae; Streptophyta; Magnoliopsida; Fabales; Fabaceae
Source: the annotation of a GenBank genome assembly